AUGGCUGAUUCGCAAUACGUCGUCAUCGAGGGCCUGCCGACGCCACAACUUUACCAUGACUUGCGCAAAUUCGCUGGAAUGACACCCCCACCACUAGAAGCUGUACCCAAAUCCCUGGGCAACUCCUUCGCUUGCUUCGUCGCUUAUGAGCGCAAGCAUAUGCUCAGCGAUACCACUCCCGGCUCAAACCAGGACGCUGUCGCAAUGGGGCGAUUGGUAGGCGACGGGUCGCUGUUCCUCAUCUUGGUCGACGUUGCGGUGCAUCCGGAUCAUCAGCGCAGAGGGCUGGGAAAACGCAUCGUGCAGAAACUUGUCGACUAUGUGGAUGAGCAUGCGCCACUGGCAUAUGUGAGCAUGGUCGCAGAGCCGCUUGCACAGAAGUUGUAUCCUCAGUAUGGGUUCAAGGACGUGAAGCCGAGCAUUGGCAUGUACAGGAUGAUUAGGCCCAGAAGCAGUGUAAAUGUGCCGGCCAUGGAAUCAGAAGAAAAAGCGUCGUAA
Molecule: messenger RNA, 498 nt
Organism: Pyrenophora tritici-repentis Pt-1C-BFP
Lineage: Eukaryota; Fungi; Ascomycota; Dothideomycetes; Pleosporales; Pleosporaceae
Product: acetyltransferase, GNAT family
Molecular function (GO): acyltransferase activity, transferring groups other than amino-acyl groups
Source: RefSeq, a predicted model, not a curated record